Molecule: messenger RNA, 1290 nt
Organism: Clupea harengus (Atlantic herring)
Lineage: Eukaryota; Metazoa; Chordata; Actinopteri; Clupeiformes; Clupeidae
Product: major histocompatibility complex class I-related gene protein-like
Exons: 6
Coding region: 46-1290 (414 amino acids)
Biological process (GO): immune response
Cellular component (GO): external side of plasma membrane
Source: RefSeq, a predicted model, not a curated record
ACCGGAAUUACCCCUGUUCUAUAUGUUUUGUCUGCUUCGUACUCGAUGUGCAGUCCAGACAGCGGAUCCCAUUCAUUGCUCUACUUCUCCACGUACAUCAAAGGGGACACGCCUUUUCCCGAGUUCAGCGCAGUGCUGAUGCUGGAUGAUAUUCCACUUGCUUACUAUUCCUCAAAUGGACAAAAACAUUUUCCAAGAGGACCUAUGAAUGAAGAGGAAGUCUUCCAUUUUGCUGACCAGAAAUAUACCAUGUUUGUGUUAACCAGUAUGCACAACCGUAUCAGAAAUAAAGCAGAUAGAUAUAUUCAUAAUUACAAUAACACACAUGGUAUUCCCUUCCUCCAGAGUAUAUUUGGUUGUGAUUUACUGGACCAUAGUGCACCUGGAAGAAUGAUAUACAAAGAGUCUUUCAAUGGAGAUAUUGGAGAUGAGAUACAUCUAAGUAUUUCUGACAACACCUUUCAAUCAGUGUUCCGAUGGCCAGGAGACUGGAAUAUUCUACAGUCAAAUUACUGGAGAUCGUUACUCAUCGAUGUUAUGGAGCCUUUCUGCCUUACAUCACUUCACAAACUUUUUAAGAUCAACAGGAAACAUGUAAUGAGAAAAGUUAAACCCAGAGUCAGGCUCUUCCAGAAGGCCCUCCCAGACUCUGGUGGGAUGAAAGUGACUUGUCUGGCCACUGGGUUUUACCCCCGUCACAUCAACCUGACCCUGUUCAGAGAUGACCAGCCUUUGGAUAGCCACCAGAUCACUGGAGGGGAACUGUUACCUAACGGAGAUGGAACCUACCAGAUGAGGAAGAGCCUGGAGGUCAGCACAGAUGAUCUAAAGGAGAACUACCAGUACACGUGUAAGGCUGAGCAUCUCAGCCUGGACAACAAGUUGGACAUACCUUUAGAUUAUGAACCUUAUCCAGGCCAGAAACAUGUUGUGGUAGUGGUGCUGAUAGCACUGGUUUGUCUAACUGUAGUCAUCAUCGUCUUCGUCUUCGUCUUCUGCAGGAAAAGAUGCAUGGCCAACAACAGAUGCUUGAGGAUCCACCAGGGAAGGAAGAAAUGCCUGGAUGAAGGAGAACAGGGGCCCAGCAGUGAGCACACCUUGUUAGGAAGUAGCUCAAGUCAGUCGGUUGAAGUCCAGCGGCGCAUUGAGCACCAAAGACCACAGAAUAUCAGUACCCCUGCUACAGCGGAACAAGGACCUGACACACCUGCACAGAAUGGUGGGCAUCAUGCAGCUGGUGAACAGCAAAGACAAACCAAACAGACUAAGAAGGACACAUGUAGUGGGUAG